CCCUACUACUCUAACAUUUUUCUACCAUGGCUGAACAACCAACUAAACAGAAGUUAUGGGGGGGAAGAUUCACUGGAAAAACAGAUCCUUUAAUGCAUGCGUUCAAUCAGUCAUUGCGAUAUGAUCAGAGGAUGCAUGCUGCGGAUAUUAGAGGCUCUAUUGCCUACGCGAAGUCACUUACUCUAGUUGGAAUUCUCACCGAAGACGAAGAGCGGAGAAUUGUUGAAGGACUAAAAAUUGUUGGGAAGGAAUGGGAGGGCGGCCAGUUCAAAGCCCAGGAAGACGACGAAGAUAUACAUACUGCGAACGAACGCCGCUUGAGUGAGUUGAUCGGGCCUCUGGGAGGCAAGCUCCAUACAGGACGAUCGAGAAAUGACCAGGUCGCAACUGACAUGCGGUUAUGGCUUUUGGACGAAGUUAAAGACGUGGAACAGAGCUUAAAAGGCCUUAUCCGUGUCAUAGUAGAGCGCGCAGACAAAGAAAAAGAUUAUCUUUUGCCUGGAUACACUCACUUGCAGCGUGGCCAACCAAUACGUUGGUCACACCUUCUUCUUUCGCAUGCAUUUUCGUUCAAGUCCGAUCUUGAUCGCCUUCGCCAACUUAUCCCUCGUAUUUCGGUUUUACCACUGGGAUGUGGUGCCCUUGCUGGCAACCCUUUCGUUGUCGACCGGGAAUUCCUCGCUAAAGAGCUGGGCUUCCAAUCUAUUGCUGAGAACAGUAUGUGGGGUGUCGGGGAUAGGGAUUUUAUCGUCGAGUUCCUCAUGUGGGCAAGUUUGGCAAUGACACACAUCAGUCGAAUGGCAGAGGAUUUGGUGAUUUACUCAACCGCUGAAUUCGGCUUUGUUAGUCUGAGUGACGCCUAUAGUACGGGUUCGAGCAUCAUGCCGCAAAAGAAAAAUCCCGACUCCCUGGAACUGCUUCGAGGGAAGUCUGGCCGAGUCUUUGGAAACAUGGCUGGCUUUUUGAUGACUCUGAAGGGCCUGCCAUCCACUUACAACAAGGAUCUCCAAGAAGACAAAGAACCACUUUUCGAUGCCGUUGACAAUGUAUCUGCGUCAUUUAAAAUUGCAGAGGGCGUAGUUGCUACGUUAGAUGUCCACGCUGAAAAAAUGCGUCAAGCUUUGACCAUGGACGUGCUGGCUACGGAUCUGGCCGACUACCUCGUUCGCAAAGGGACUCCUUUCCGCGAAACUCAUCACAUUUCGGGACGAGCUGUUGCCCUUGCUGAGGCGCGAGGAUGCCAACUCGAUGGCCUGACUUUGGCGGAUUACAAGACGUUGAGCGACAAAUUUACAGAAGAUGUGCACGACGUUUUCGACUUUGAGGCAAGCGUGGAAAGAAGGGAAUCAAUUGGAGGCACAAGUCGAAAAAUGGUAGAGAGGCAAAUUUCGGUUCUUCGCGCUGCAUUGGACGACUGA
Laccaria bicolor S238N-H82 is the source of this 1418-nucleotide messenger RNA. Its product is annotated as argininosuccinate lyase. Lineage: Eukaryota; Fungi; Basidiomycota; Agaricomycetes; Agaricales; Hydnangiaceae. The coding region runs from base 27 to 1418 and encodes 463 amino acids. The record is from RefSeq and is a predicted model, not a curated record. The transcript has 8 exons. Gene Ontology annotation, molecular function: argininosuccinate lyase activity. Gene Ontology annotation, cellular component: cytosol.